Diceros bicornis minor is the source of this 2921-nucleotide messenger RNA. It is a transcript of the gene SNX7, whose product is annotated as sorting nexin 7. NCBI's taxonomy places the organism in Eukaryota, Metazoa, Chordata, Mammalia, Perissodactyla, Rhinocerotidae. The coding region runs from base 32 to 1375 and encodes 447 amino acids. The transcript is spliced from 9 exons. The record is from RefSeq and is a predicted model, not a curated record. Gene Ontology annotation, molecular function: phosphatidylinositol binding.
GGCGGCGGCCGGCCGGGCGCGCACUCUCGGGAUGGAGGGCGAGCGCCCGGCAUCUCAGGCGCUCUCCUCGGGCCUCCCGGCUGGGGGCGCCGACGGGGACAGCCCGGGGGACGGCGCCCCCCUCCCGGGCAGCAGCGGCUCCUCGACCCUGCUGCAGGCCGAGGUGCUGGAUCUGGACGAGGACGAGGACGACCUGGAGGUGUUCAGUAAGGAUGCCUCAUUGAUGGACAUGAAUUCCUUCAGCCCUAUGAUGCCAACAUCCCCUUUAUCAAUGAUAAACCAGGUCAAGUUUGAAGAUGAGCCAGAUUUGAAAGAUCUCUUCAUUACAGUUGAUGAACCUGAAAGCCAUGUUACUACAGUUGAAACUUUCAUUACAUAUAGAAUUGUUACUAAGACAUCUCGUGGGGAAUUUGACUCCAGUGAGUUUGAAGUUAGGAGACGUUAUCAAGAUUUCCUUUGGUUGAAAGGAAAACUUGAAGAAGCACACCCCACUCUGAUUAUUCCACCAUUGCCAGAAAAGUUUAUAGUGAAAGGAAUGGUUGAACGCUUUAAUGACGACUUCAUCGAGACACGCAGAAAGGCACUGCAAAAAUUUUUGAACCGAAUUGCUGAUCAUCCAACUUUAACAUUUAAUGAAGACUUCAAAGUUUUUCUUACUGCACAAACUUGGGAACUCUCCUCUCACAAGAAGCAAGGGCCUGGAUUACUCAGCAGGAUGGGGCAGACAGUCAGAGCUGUUGCAUUGUCAAUGAGAGGAGUUAAAAGCCGCCCAGAGGAGUUCAUGGAAAUGAAUAACUUUAUUGAAAUGUUUAGCCAGAAAAUAAAUUUGAUAGAUAAAAUAUCUCAGAGAAUUUACAAGGAAGAAAGGGAAUAUUUUGAGGAAAUGAAAGAAUAUGGCCCAGUUCAUAUUCUGUGGUCGGCGACAGAAGAAGAUCUGGUUGAUACUCUAAAAGGUGUUGCCAGCUGCAUUGACAGAUGCUGUAAGGCCACUGAAAAACGGAUGUCUGGACUCUCAGAGGCUCUGCUUCCUGUCGUACAUGAGUAUGUGCUUUACAGUGAAAUGUUAAUGGGUGUUAUGAAAAGAAGAGACCAAAUACAAGCAGAACUGGAUUCCAAAGUUGAAGCUUUGACCUCUAAAAAGGCAGAUACUGAUCUGCUUACAGAAGAAAUUGGAAAACUUGAAGAUAAAGUAGAAUGCGCUAAUAAUGCCCUGAAAGCAGAUUGGGAAAGAUGGAAACAAAAUAUGGAAAAUGAUAUCAAGUCAGCAUUUACAGAUAUGGCUGAGGAGAAUAUCCACUAUUAUGAACAGAAACUGAACCCCUUGUCCACUUCCGGCUGGAUUGAGACCACCAACCCAUCACCUGGGCCCUUUUGAUGGCAAGAGGUUGGAACUCCACCCUCAGGGCAUGCUAAUGCCGCCAUUCUGUGAACGUGUGUCCUACCAAGACAUGAAGCCUGACUACGCUUGCGCAGAUCGUCAGUUACCUCAUCUCUCCUCACCUCCAAUCAUUUCAGACCACCUUGCCUCCUUCCCCAUAAAUACCCCUGAGUCCCUAUUUUUGGGGAGGUGGAUUUGAGACUUAUUCUCCCAUUUUCCUCACUUGGUUGCCUUGUGAUUAAACCCUCUCUCUCUGCAAUCUCGUCGUCUCAGUGAUUGGGCUUUCUGGGUAGUGGGCAAAAACGGACCUGGUGCAGUAACAGUCUGAUUUUUUUUUCUCCUUACUUUUACCUUAUACCCAGACUACCUUGAAGAUAAUUUUAUAUUGCUUCAGAAUCCUUUAGGAGUCCACUUGUGCUGUUGACUGUCUAUUUUAUGAUCAAUUUCUUUAUCUUCUCUUUGCUUUAAACAGGUUUAUAAGUUCUUUUAUUUUUAUUUGUUUAUUUAUUUAUUUUGUGAAGAAGAUCAGCCCAGUGCUAACAACUGCCAAUCCUCCUCUUUUUUUGCUGAGGAAGACUGGCCCUGGGCUAACAUCCGUGCCCAUCUUCCUCUACUUUAUAUGGGACGCCGCCACAGUAUGGCUUGCCAAGCCGUGCUUCGAUGCACGCCCGGGAUCCAAACCGGCGAACCUGGGCCGCCGCAGUGGAGCAUGCACGCUUAACCGCUUGCGCCACCAGGCCGGCCCCUCUUAUAUUUUUUUUAAAGCUUACAGUUGAAUCUAUGCCUUGAUCAAGCCCUAUUAUUGAUAUCUUUUUUUAUUGCCCUUUGGCCCAGUUUCCCAUCUGUCGUUUCCUGAUAUUGUUUCAAAAUUCUUAUCGUUCCACUUGACAAAACAACAAAUCAAACUACUUUAGAAAAAAGUGAAUUGAUAGGCUUAUGUGGGAGAUCAAAAUCUGGCCAUCUUGAAAUAUAUCUCUUUACCUUGAUUAUUUUCUCUGCUGGACAUUUGACCUCCCUCCUAAUUGCCUAAAGGAAUUUAACUCAGGGUAUGGACAGACUGGCAGGGUCCUCGCUAAGCCCAUUCUUUUCAAAGUUCUGUUUAUCAAAUAUUUACGUUUGUAAAGGUAUCUCCCUCUGUGUAGUGAGAAGAGAGGGGGAUGAUGUUAUCUGUGGAAAUUCUUAUCAGUACAGAAAGAGAGGACUUAAAUCUACAUACUCUUGAUUACUGUGAUUUCUCUCUCUCCAGCCGCAUACUCUAUAGGUGGCCCUGCAAAGAAUUGUCUGACAAACAUUUACAUUUCCCUCUCUGUGUAAAUUGUCUUCUUCCCCUCUGAAAUCCCAAACUCCCACCCCCAACAUCCUCGUUUGUCUUUAUCUGAAGAUAGUAUUUAAGACCAGAAUCUCUGCCAUUGUGUUGAGAAACUCAGUGUCCCUGGUUUCUCCCAUGUGUACAUGUUAUUAAACUUGGUAUUAUUUUCUCCUGCUAACCUGUCUUUUAAUUAUUUGGCAAGCCAUAAGAACCUUAAGGGAAAGGGUGGAGGGG